CCGCGGCAAAGCUCAAGACUCUCUAGAUCGUCGCUUUUCUUCUAAGAAAGUAGUCACCAGCCACGCAUCUUCCGGUCCUGGUGCUAAUCUUACUACAAAGAAGAGAAUGUGCACAUGCACAAAAAUACCGCGGCAGCUUUCCGUUAGCAUGGCGCUGCGCUUUUCUUAUGUGGCUCUUUUGCAAUUGUUCCAAUUGCAGCGUGUGGCCCCACUGUGGUCUGUGAAAGGACUUGUGGAGAUUGCAGCUCGAGAGUUGGACCCUCGUACGAAGGAGAACGAGCAGCAGCAAGACUCCGAGGACGGCGUGAAAACAAAUAGAUCUUCGGCUCGUCUGGCUGCGGCCUCCUCCUACAACCGUGCGGCGAAGGUAACCGAGUUGUGGUUUCACGAUCGGACGCAACACACUUUUGAUGCGUCUUCGCCGAAGGAGGAGGAGCCCGCCGCUGCAGUUGGAGUUAUGCCCUCAGUGUUCUACUACGAAGACUACGAAAAACGCCGAGAGCUUAUUGAGGCUGAGCAGCCGCAAUUACAGCGGAGGGGUGGUCCACGCAAUGAUAUCUCGGAACGCCCGCGGGUCCCUAAUUCCUGUCUAGAAGUUGAACAAAGCGAAAACUUAAAUAAAUGCGACCGUUGCGGUAGCAUUGCUGCGCUUACCGCUGUACUCGAGCGACUGCAAAAAUUGGAUUGUGCCGUUCCUGUCGGAGCGGAUGAAUACGAAGACGUCGAUCAGGCUUCUCUAGGUCCUUCAAAAGAAAGAACUUCGCCAGAAACACACACGGAAUGCGAUAGCCACAACAAGUAUUGGAGCAAGCCUUGUCGGGGUGUGAAUUCUACUGUCGCGACCCCAGCUCUGGCCGCAGACAUUAUGAAACCUGUGGCGCGCUACGUGGCCACGAACGCACUGAAAAUUACACAGUGGAAGUCUCUACAAGUCGUUAUCAAAUGAAAAGAGGGAGAAUCUUCGAUCGAUUGAGCUUCAUGAAUCUGCGCACCAGCUCUAGAAACUCGUCAAGCAUGAAUGAUUGCAGGUUGUUUCCGUCUGCUUGCUCGAUGUGAUGCAGCUUUCUCUUGCCUUGGGGCACUUGGUCAUCCUGAUCCUGUCGUAGCUCUGACGCGGAUCUUAUUUCUGGGCAUCUUGUUAUUCAUCCCAUCGCGAUCGCGCUACGCUAGUUGGCAUUGUGAAGGCGUUUGUUCAGGCCUUCAGCUUAAAUGUAGAGCCUCUGAAUCAUGUAUACCUCACGAGCCCCCGCCCCCCGCUCCUGCAUAUGAGUUCAGGACAAUAGUUGUACUUUUGUCAUUUUCGUGCACCUUCAGAGGCAUGAAUAUGGAUUGCUGAUAAUACAUAAACAAUUUGUGCUGUAGGGAGUCUUCUUUCAGUAGCUGCUUCGCUUCUACCUCCUCCUAAGAGCGCACGUUGGAAGAUUCUUCCUUUGGCAUAAUCUGUCCGGAGGCCUUCGUUAAAUGGUUCUGCAAGGGAAAAACACUUCAUCUCGAUUUGGUUUACCUGGAAAUAACUACAACAUUGAUAUCAAUAGAAGGGUGCAUAAUUCAGAGCUCCUGAACCGAAAGCAUAUAUCAACACCAAGCUCGGAGCUCAUGGAUCCUAUCCGGAACCAACGGGAGAUAUUGGAAGUUCAUGUUUUAUUCCGGCGGUUCCUUGUCUUGGUAGACUCAUUUGCAGCUGCUGCAGCUAGAGCUCCCUCACAAAGAGGAACUCCCAUCGCUAACGAGAUAAACUUAAACCCGUCAAAUGCAUCAAACCCUAUGCCCAGGCACAUUGACCUGUCUCUUUAUCUUUUCAGACAGGUGCAUUCCAUUUCCAGCUGCUGAUGGUGUAUGGUAGAAGCAGUACAUGUCGUGGUUGUGGUGUUUCGCUUGCAUAACGGUCCUUGCGUGUCUACCCCUCUUCCGGCGCAUUGUACGGCACGGAAAUCUACUUUCUAUUCUAUCAAACCGCAACCGCUCAAGAAAUCCGGUUCCGGAGUCAGCAAGCUCAUGCCACCCCUCCAGAUUUCGCCCGUUCGCGGAUAUUAGCUAAUUCUGGGGCGGACCAGCCUGGUGGGACUCGGAGUGCUGAAACGCAUGGGCUGUCGUCUCGUAUCUUGACAGACGUAUCCAGCUUAUCGAACUUUCUGAUAGAAUCACCUGCAAUUUCACGAUGAACCUCCUGCAACAUUUUCCAUCUUCGCUUGUUGACAAGCGAAGAUGGAGAAUGUGCAUUUAGAGCAAGUGUUGUUGUAGCGGUGGAAAAUCACGAAAAGUGGGAAAAAAAAACUAGAAACACUCAGAAUGCAGCAUGAUCAAGGACGACGGAUGAAGAUAGAUUGGUCCUCUUUGUGCUCCCGGAGC
Molecule: messenger RNA, 2349 nt
Organism: Amoebophrya sp. A120
Lineage: Eukaryota; Dinophyceae; Syndiniales; Amoebophryaceae
Source: the annotation of a GenBank genome assembly